AUGCGAACAUUAAGUCUUGCCGUAUUAUUGUGCCUCGCGGUCUCUUGCUACUGUCAAAGCCAUCAUUUGACGUUGGGGCAAGCGAACUACGGAGAUGUAAUUGUGUACAAAGUCGAUGAACAAAAAUACGGCUUUCCGUUUAUCGUGAGAACCAGUAUCAUCGAAUUCCCGGAACCUGGUAUCACAAAUUACGCCUACAUUAAAGCUAUCUAUGUUAAAGAUAAUACCAUUUACGGGUGUGGAGGUUACCCCUCUAUUUCUGCAGGCGGUAUUGGACAAAGAUUCGUCAAGAUCAAGUUGAAGAGCCAGCGAGGAUGCGGUUUGAACUUUACUGUGACGAUUUACGGCAGAUAUAUGUAA
Molecule: messenger RNA, 360 nt
Organism: Arctia plantaginis
Lineage: Eukaryota; Metazoa; Arthropoda; Insecta; Lepidoptera; Erebidae
Source: the annotation of a GenBank genome assembly